AUGUUACCAAAAUCCCAACAACAACAUCUACAACAACAACAACAGCAACAACAACAACUGGAACAACAGGAACAACAGGAACAACCAGAACAUAUCCAACAAUAUUCACAACAGCUUCAAAAUACACAACUUGAACAACUGUUUCACCAACUGUCACAAGUACAAUCGCAACAUUCUUUAUCGCAACAACAAGCGGCACCCAGUAGCUUUACUCUGACCAACAGACCUUUACAAUCCACCUCCCCACAGAAACAACAGCAACAACAACUACAACAGCAAAACCAGUCACAGCAAAACACAUUUCCCAUUCAACAAUCUACAAGUACCGGUCCUCAACAACAAUUGGCUCUGUCUUUCCGGCCUAAUAAUUCACAAACGAUCCCUGUUCAAGCAUUCUACCAUCCACUACAGUAUUCACACCAGAUGCCACCACAUAACAAUCAACGACAAUUGACACCGCAGCAACAGCAACAACAACAACAACAACAACAGCUUCAACAGCAUCAACAGCAUCAACAGCAUCAACAGCAGUUUUCGCAACAUAUGCAGCACUCUCAACCACUGUUUUAUGACAACAACUACAUGUAUCAAACUAUACCUACAAAUUACCAACCACGACCACAACUACCUCUUCAACAACAACAGCAGCAGCCUCUACAGACAGAGUAUUAUAUACCUGCUAAAAACCCCUCUGUGUCAUCAUCAUCACCAACUUCCUCAUCCCCAAAAGACCGAAAAGCAAAAGCUGCUACUAGUCCUGUUGAAACUCAUGAAUUAGUCAUUUUACCCAAUUUCCCUGAACGGUUGCAAAAGAUUCUCCCCAAUCCUCCAUUAUCCAAAGCUCCAGUUCGUCCUGAUAUUACCGUUUCAACCACAGCAAAAAGAGCUAAACGUAAAUCUAAAUUUACACCCGAACAAGAUGAAUUAAUUGUAAGUUUGAAACGAAAGGGUAAAAAUUGGGUUGAAAUUGCUGAAAUCACUGGUGUUGGAUCUUAUUUAACUGCAAGAAAUCGAUAUCAAGUUAUUGUUGGACAACAAGGAAACAAUAAUUCAAGUGCUUGGGAUAAUAAUGAUAAAAUUUUCUUGAGAAAUUUAUUAGACCCUGCUGAAUUUGAAAAAUGGAGAUAUAUUGCAUCUGAAUUGAAUAAGUCAACCAAUAAGAAUUUUAGUGAUUUUGAAGUUCGAGAAAUGGUUCGUGUUUUAUUUUGGCUGAAUCCAGCAAGUUUUGGUGUUAGUGAAGAACUGAUUAAAGAAGCAGUUAAAGAAAAGAAACAAACUGAUAAAACUAUUGAACAAAGAGAACAACAACGUAAGAAGAAAAUGAGUAAUGUUGUUGGUGUUGGUGGAAGUGGGGAUAGUAGUAGUAGUAGUAGUAGUAGUAGUAGUAGUACUAGUAGUAGUAGUAGUAGUACUAGCACUGGUGGAGGUGAUGCGACUACUAGUGAUCAAAGAAGUCAUUACCAUGAGGACCAGUCACAGAAGCAACAAUCUUCAACAGACUUAUACAGCAAACCAUUUUGA
Messenger RNA from Lodderomyces orthopsilosis Co 90-125, 1521 nucleotides. It is a transcript of the gene AAF1, whose product is annotated as C2H2-type transcription factor AAF1. The transcript has a single exon. The coding region runs from base 1 to 1521 and encodes 506 amino acids. Lineage: Eukaryota; Fungi; Ascomycota; Pichiomycetes; Serinales; Debaryomycetaceae. The record is from RefSeq and is a predicted model, not a curated record.